This is a messenger RNA of Zingiber officinale, 1541 nucleotides long. Its product is annotated as phosphatidylinositol transfer protein 1-like. The coding region runs from base 438 to 1295 and encodes 285 amino acids. Lineage: Eukaryota; Viridiplantae; Streptophyta; Magnoliopsida; Zingiberales; Zingiberaceae. The transcript is spliced from 11 exons. Gene Ontology annotation, biological process: phospholipid transport. The record is from RefSeq and is a predicted model, not a curated record.
ACGCAAGGCCAGGAGCAAGCGCAAGCGCAAGCGCAAGAGGCAAGAGGAGCCUCGCCAAUAUAGUAUUACUUUUGUUACAGGUCUCGCUGAUGUAGGCCGAAUCAACGGGCGGACCACGUUAGUAAGUGCGCAUGGUAUAUUGCUCGACUCGUCGCAUGUUGGUGAUGGUAUAUCCACACACUUCCGUAAGCGAGGCACCGAUCGAUGAAAGGUCACAAUAUAUCAGCCCCAAAAUUAGCAACUUGGAUCCAAAAUGGCAUUUCUGCUUUCACCACAUCUAAUGGUCAACUUCAUGGGAACCGUAGGCCAUUCUGUGAUGUUGAUUCUGCCUGCUAUGAUCUAGAAGGAGCGGCAGGUUUCGAGUUUGGAGGAAAGGUCGAGCCUUUGCUUCAUCUUCCUCCAGUUAUUUCUCCAAGGAUCGGAUUGAUUCAUCAGCCAUGGUUCUGAUAAGAGAGUUUCGAUUUGUUUUGCCCGUGUCAUUGGAAGAGUAUGAGAUCGCUUGUCUGUACACCAUCCUCAAGAUGGAGCAGCAGAAUACUACAAGUAAAGAAGGGGUGGAGAUAUUGCAGAGCAUUCCAUUUGAAGAUGAACACCUAGGGAAGGGGCAACAUACGUCUAAGGUUUAUCAUCUGGAUAGCAAAAUCCCCCCGUGGCUUAGGACUUUUGCACCAGCUGCCUUGACAUUACAAGAAGAAUCAUGGAGUGCCUUCCCCAAAAGCAAAUCAGUUGUAAAGUGCUCACGGAUCAAACAAUGCUCCAUGACCAUUGAGACCGUUAACAAGGCCGACAAUGGUUGCACUGAGAAUGUUCAUGGAUUAAGCAAAGAAUUGCUAUCACAACGAAAAGUGGAAAUUAUUGAUAUAGCUGCAGUUUCGUGUAACUAUUGGAGUAAGAUCAUUGGUACUGCAAAAUUAGAUUUUUCCAUGUUCAUAUCACAAAAGACUCAGCGUGGACCACUGUCAAAAGGAUGGCAGGAAACAUGCAAUCCAGUAAUGACAUCCUACAAACUAGUGACCAUGGAUGCUCCUAUUUGGGGCAUAGGUGGUCACUUGGAGGAAGCUAUGAUUGCGAGUGAGAAGGCACUACUUUCAGAAUUCCACAAACUUUGUUUUGCUUGGAUUGAUGAGUGGUUUGGGAUGACUAUGGGACAAAUCAUGGAGAUGGAGAAACAAAACAAUUUGCUGCUCCAGAAGACAUUCCAAAAGUCUUUUAGCACAAGCAAGCAAGAUGCCCAAACGAAAAGCAAGCAUGAAACACAGAAAAUUGUUGAUGUUUCAAGCAUUGUACCAGUCUGAAAAAUAUAAUUUCAAGAUCAUGAUGCUGAAAUUGCAAGCUUGGUGGUUCUGGUUGAUAAGAAUUUAGCUGCAGCAAUUGAUGCAUGGGCUUGGAACUGCUGGUUUUAGAAGCUUUAGCCCGACUCAUUUGAAAAUAUAUAUUAACAAUUUGGUUAUCGAAAUUAUUCAUAAACAAACAGCAAUAUUGUAUGAUUCUUUCAAGUUGAUGUAUGAUUCUUUCAAGUUGAUAUCUGCAAUAGUCACCAA